Mus caroli (Ryukyu mouse) is the source of this 1483-nucleotide messenger RNA. RefSeq names its product F-box/WD repeat-containing protein 15-like. The record is from RefSeq and is a predicted model, not a curated record. Gene Ontology annotation, molecular function: protein binding. Gene Ontology annotation, cellular component: cytoplasm. Lineage: Eukaryota; Metazoa; Chordata; Mammalia; Rodentia; Muridae.
GAAGAGUCAGUGUGGACUUAGGCCACUGAAGAUGGAGAUCCAUUUACCUAGUUUGCCGAUGAUGGAAAUCCUCUCCUAUCUGGAUGCCUACAGUUUGCUACAGGCUGCCCAAGUGAACAAGAACUGGAAUGAACUUGCAAGCAGUAAUGUCCUGUGGAGGAAGUUGUGUCAAAAGAGAUGGCUCUACUGUUGCAUGUUCACCCUAGAGCUCCAUGGCUUAGAGACAUGGAAGCAGUUCUUCUUUGACAAAACAUGGCAAGAACAGGCCAAGACCCGGGCAAAGCCAGAAGAUUUCACUUACAAGGAAAUUCCUGUGGAGUUUGAAAUUCGGUCACAUCCACGUUAUAUCUCAAGGCAUGGCUUAACAAGAAAUGGACAAGGGAAGUCUGCUGUCUGUAUGAUAACUUCCCUGAACAGGAUUUCUACCUGGGAUAUUCAGGAGGGUGCUAUGACCUGGAUAAGCCCAAAACAGCCCUCCUAUAUCGCAUUGAUGACUACCCUCCCAGAGAUGCACAUUGCAGUCACUGUAGAUAUGCAAUCAACUAUCAAACUCUGGGACUGCCACAACAGGGAAGUUCUGGCGACUAAGGGCCUGUUCUUUUGCUAUCAAUUACUGCAAGCUGAAUUUACUAAGGAUGGCCCUAUUGUCUUGGUAGGUGACAUCUUGGGAAACCUCUACAUCUUCAGGAUUCCUGACUUACACCUCAUUUCCAAGGUGAAUGUAUUCCCAUACCGUAUUGAUGAACUCUACUUCUCUCCUCAGAAGAAAUGGGUCUUUCUGAUGGGGCCCCGCCUACAUGACUUGACAAAGGUGUUUUACAUGAGCAGCUUACUGAAGACAUCAGAAUUCUCUGCCCCAGUGUCUACCAUUCUCCAAGUUCCAGUAAUCCGAAAAGUCUUCUGGACCCCAAGAAGGGAAGACAGGAUAACCCUGAUGUCAUUAAUUUUACCCCAAAACAUCACAAAAUUUGACACAUUUGAUAUGAAGGUGGAAGGGAUCAGGAACAAAGUAACUAUUCAAGGAUAUUUGACAGCCAGCUUCUUGCUGGCAGAACAUGAGGGGAUACCAGAAUAUUUUGGAGUCAGUGAUAAGGACGUGAUUGUUUGUUCAACUAGAUUCUCUCUCUUGCUCUUCGACAUAAAUGGUGUCCGUCUGCAGUCAUUUCAGUACUGCCCAGAAGAGAUCUGGAAACUAUGGGUGGACCCUGUUCAUGUCAUUGUCACCUGUGAUGAUGGCACUUUGGAUGUAUAUGCAUGGGAGAAGAGAAGCCUGCUACUAAGGAAGUGUUAUCGAGUACUAAAUAGGGGACAUCAGCCAACGUCUGGCUUCAUUCUUGAAACAUUAUGCGACGAUGUGAGCAUAAUUUUAGUGAUAAAUAAUAGUCCCAACCCCUGGUGUCUGAUAGCAUAUACCUUGAAUGUCUGCUCUUGAAAACUGAGUGUGUUGAGUGUCGUCUUCCUCAAUGAUAAUAAAGGUCUAUUU